CACUAAAGCAGAGAGGGAGAGCUCUGCGGUAUUCUGAGGAGAUCUGCUGAAGAAAGGAUUGAUGACCUAUUGCAAGUUUUCCUUCUGCUAAUUUCCUGGAAAAAGGAAAGUUUCCUCACCAAAAGGAAUAUCUCAUAUUGCUAAAUUUAGAAAAAAAUUAAAUGUGAGGAUAUGGUGUCCAAACGUUCUAGGACCCGUAAGAGAUCCUCUGCUGCUCUCAAGACAAAGACACCUCGCAGAAGAACACAAAAGAUUGUAGACAAAGAAAGACCACACCACUGUUCACAGUGUGGAAAGAGUUUUACUUUAAAGACUGAUCUCCAGAGACAUGAGCGCAUUCACACUGGAGAGAAACCCUUUCCCUGCUCAGAGUGUGGGAAGAGCUUUAGUUUAAAGAGUUAUCUCCAAAGACACCAGCGCAUUCAUACAGGAGAGAAACCGUAUCACUGCUCAGACUGUGGAAAGCGCUUUAAUACAAAGAAUAAUCUUGAAAUACACCAGCGCAUUCACACGGGAGAACAACUGUGUCACUGCUCAGACUGUGGAAAGAGUUUUACUACACAGAGUAAUCUCCAAAUACACCAGCGAGUUCACACAGGAGAGAAACCGUAUCACUGCUCAGACUGUGGACAGAAUUUUAGUCAGCGUAGUACUCUCCAACUACACCGGCGCAUCCACACAGGUGAUAAACCAUAUCACUGCCCAGAGUGUGGGAAGAGCUUUAAUAGACAAAGUAAUCUCCAAAUUCACCAGCGCUUUCACACAGGAGACAAACCAUAUUACUGCUCAGAGUGUGGGAAGAGUUUUACUUUACUGAGUCACCUCCAAAGACACCAGCGCAUUCACACAGGAGAGAAACCAUAUCGCUGCUCAAAGUGUGGAAAGAGUUUUACUCAACAAAAUAAUCUCAUAUCACACCAGCGCACUCACACGGGAGAGAAGCUGUAUCACUGCUCAGACUGUGGAAAGAGUUUCACGGAAAGAGGUACCCUCAAGAAACACCAGCGCAUUCACACUGGAGAGAAACCGUAUCACUGCUCAGACUGUGGACAGUGUUUUAGAGAAAGUGGUACCCUCAAGAAACACCAACGCAUUCAUAGUGGAGAGAAACCGUAUCACUGCUCAGAGUGUGGAAAGUAUUUUAGUCAGCUGAUUCAUCUCCAAACACACCAGCGCGUUCACACAGGAGUAAAGCCAUAUCACUGCCCAGAGUGUGGACAGAGUUUUACUGUACAGAGCAAUCUCAAAACACACCAGCGCACUCACGCAGGAGGGGAAUCGUAUCACUGCCCAGAGUGUGGGAAAACCUUCAGAAAUUCAAGAAGUGUGAAGAAGCACAAAUGCAUUAAGAGGUUCAGGGCCAAACCAUAUGCUGACAGCAGCUUCCCAUCCAGCCAAUCAGCGGACCGCUCUUCUGCUCCUCUGGCCAAUCGCAGGUUCAGGAGGCGGGAUUUGCCGGAAUACGGUUGGGAGGACGUCGUUCCAGUGUGCGGACCAGGAAAUGUCAGCGGCCCCGUCGUUAUGCGUCGUUAUAUCGGGGUCUUCCCACCGUCCUGUCUUAAGAGGAAGAUGGAAUGUAAGAUCUUGGUGUCCACAGACUCUGGUAGCUUCCCUUCUGCUCUUUAUACGGACACGAAUCACACAUAUACACAAAAGAUUAGAUGCAAAAAAAGAAAUCAUCAGUGCUCAGAAUGUGGCAAGAGUUUUUCUACACGGAGUGAUCUCCGACUACACCAGCGCAUUCACACAGGAGAAAAACCGCAUCACUGCUCAGACUGUGGAAAGAGUUUUACUACACGGAGUGAUCUCCGAAUGCACCAGCGCAUUCACACAGGAGAAAAACCGUAUCACUGCUCAGACUGUGGAAAGAGGUUUACUAAAAAUAGCAAUCUUAAGCAACACCUACGCAUUCACACAGGAGAGAAACCGUAUCACUGCUCAGAGUGUGGACAGAACUUUACUACACGCAGUCAUCUCCAGAUACACCAGCGCUAUCACACAGGAGAGAAGCCGUAUGACUGCUCAGACUGUGGGAAGAGUUUUGUUACAAAGAGUCAUCUCCAAACACACCAGCGCAUUCACACUGGACAGAAACCGUAUCACUGCUCAGACUGUGGAAAGAGUUUUACUAUACGUAGUCAUCUCCAAACACACCAACGCAUUCACACAGGAGAGAAACCGUAUCACUGCUCAGAGUGUGGAAAGAGUUUUACGGUACGGAGUCAUCUCCAGAUACACCAGCGCUAUCACAAAGGUGAGAAACCGUAUCACUGCUUAGAAUGUGGGAAGAGUUUUGUUUUACAGAGUCAUCUUCAAGUACACCAACGCUAUCACACGGGAGAGAAACCGUAUCACUGCUCAGACUGUGGGAAAAGUUUUGUUACACAAAGUCUCCUCCAAACACACCAGCGCAUUCACACAGGUGAAAAACCGUAUUACUGCUCAGAGUGUGGACAGAGUUUUACAGUACGGAGUGAUCUUCAAAGACACCAGCGCAUUCACACAGGGGAGAGGCCCUAUCGUUGCUCAGAGUGUGGGAAGAGAUUUGCUCUGCAGAGUGGUCUCCGAACACACCAGCGCAUUCACACAGGAGAGAAACCAUUUUGCUGCUCAGAGUGUGGAAAGAGUUUUACAUACAAGAGCACUUUCAAAAAACACCAGCGCAGUCACACAGGAGAAAAACCGUAUCAUUGCUCAGAGUGUGGGAAGAGUUUUACAGAACGUGGUUCCCUCCGGAAACACCUGUACAUUCACACAGGAGAGAAACCGUAUUACUGCUGUGAGUGUGGACAGAGUUUUACCCGACAGAGUAACCUCCAAAUACACCAGCGCAUUCACACAGGAGAGAAACCGUAUAGCUGCUCAGAGUGUGGACAGAGUUUUAGAGACAAUGCUGCUUGCAAGAAACACCAGCGGAUUCACAGAGAAGAGAAAUUGGAGAAGUCUCCAGCCUUCUUCUGCUCUUACUGUUUACUUUCCUGCACAGUUGUAAUUUGCAUCCACAGACCCAUCCAUCAAGAAAUGCCAGCAAAAGGGAUACAUCACACUUCAAAAAUUAGGAAUGAGGACAUGGAAUUCAGAAGCUCCAAUGCUGAGAAAGCAUCUGCUGCUGCUCUCCACACAGACACACCUAACAGACAAACACAAAAAAUCACAGGCAAGAAAAAAACAUAUCACUGCUCAGAGUGUGGAAAAAGUUUUACCAGCCAGAGUAGUCUCCAGCAACACCAGCGCAUCCACACAGGAGAGAAACCGUUUCACUGCUCAGAGUGUGGAAAGAGUUUUACUGUAAAGACUAAUUUCCAAAGACACCAGCGCAUUCACACAGGAGAGAAACCGUAUUACUGUGCAGAGUGUGGACAGAGUUUUACUGAACAGAAUCAUCUCCAAACACACCAGCGCAUUCACACAGGAGAGAAACCAUAUCACUGCUCAGACUGUGGACAGAGUUUUAGAGAAAGUGGUGCGCUCAAGAAGCACCUGCGAAUUCACACUGGAGAGAAACCAUAUCACUGCUCAGAGUGUGGAAAGGGUUUCACCAGCCAGAGUAAUCUUCAACAACACCAGCGCGUUCACACAGGAGAGAAACCGUAUCACUGCUCAGACUGUGGGAAGAGUUUUACUGUAAAGACUAAUUUCCAAAGACAUCAGCGCAUUCACACAGGAGAGAAACCAUAUUUCUGUUCAGAGUGUGGGCAAAAUUUUACUGAACAGAAUCACCUCCAAACACACCAGCGCAUUCACACAGGAGAGAAACCGUAUCGCUGCCAUGAGUGUGGACAGAGUUUUAGAGAAAAUGCUACCUUGAGGAAACAUCAGCGCAUUCACACAGGAGAGAAACCGUAUCACUGCCAUGAGUGUGGGAGAAGUUUCAAUCAACAAAGUCAUCUUCACACUCACCAGCGCAUUCACACGGGAGAGAAGCCGUAUUACUGCUCAGAGUGUGGACAGAGUUUUAGAGAAAGUGGUACCCUCAAGAAACACCAGCGUGUUCACACUGGAGAGAAACCGUAUCACUCCUCAGUGUGGAAAGAGUUUUACUGUACAAAAUAGUUUCCAGAAAUAUUAAGACCUUCAUAAAGGAGAAAAAACCUUGGUCAGAGUGUGGACAAAGUUUAGAGAAAGUAGUACCCCUAAGAAACAGACGCACAUUCACACUGGAGAGAAACCACUUCACUGUUCAGUGUGGAAAGAGUUCUACUGUACAAUCAUGUGCAAACACCAGUGUAUUCACACAGGAGAGAAACGAUAUCACUGCUCAGAGUGUGGGAACAGUUUCAGACAUUCAGAUUUAAAAACACAUAAAUGGAAUAAGAUGUAAAAACACAUGCAUGUUGAAUCAAAAACAUGAUUUUGGGCUACUUACUGCCCAGAAAUCACAUUCAAUAUGUGAUAUGUUUGUUCAUUCAGUUCUUGUAUUAAGCUACAUGUAACACUUAAAUAUAUAGUCUUUUCCAAGAUGCAAAUAAACUGGUGUAGUGGUUGGUCUAAUGUAGUGGGUAACACCUCUGCCUUCUACUCUGUAGACUGGGGUUCAAUCCCUACAUUAUACCAAUAAGAGUCCUUGGGCAAGACUCCUAACAUUGACUUCGCCUACCUGUAUAAAAUGAUCAUUUCUGCCAAAUGCUGUAAAUGUAAAAUACAUAGGCAUUUCCUCAAAGUUCUACAGUGGUAAAAUUUUACAGUGGGUAUAUCAACAGCAAAUAAAAUAACAAACUUUCAAGUUA
Molecule: messenger RNA, 4727 nt
Organism: Pygocentrus nattereri (red-bellied piranha)
Lineage: Eukaryota; Metazoa; Chordata; Actinopteri; Characiformes; Serrasalmidae
Product: zinc finger protein 850-like
Exons: 8
Coding region: 172-4053 (1293 amino acids)
Biological process (GO): regulation of transcription by RNA polymerase II
Cellular component (GO): nucleus
Molecular function (GO): RNA polymerase II cis-regulatory region sequence-specific DNA binding; DNA-binding transcription activator activity, RNA polymerase II-specific
Source: RefSeq, a predicted model, not a curated record